GGAUUUCUUCGCGAGACCUUCCGAUCAUCAGGGUCAUUACCAUUUUUGGCCGGUGCCGUAAAUCGGCUUAUCAAGGCUUCAUCGGAAUUUCUUGCAACCACACCGGCCACAGUUUAUCAAAAUUUAUCUUUUUUCGCCCCAACACUCUUCCGAUACUGUCACUUUGGACGUAUAUAAAGAAGUAACCUGACUCCCUCGACUUCGACACCAUUGGUUCCACUGCUUUAUCUACUCCUGCCUACUCUCCUGUCCCUAGUAGGACAGAGAUUUCCCUUGAUGCUAAGCGUCUUUCUCCUCAUGGCCCUUCAUGGGUCUAUAAGACAAAACAUAUGUCCAUUGAUUUGGGAAGACGUUUAUGGGGAACGAGCUCGCCCGCCUAUGGUCUUCAUGACAAAAUUGAGGGUUCAAUAAGACUUUCUGGGCCUCAUCCUGAACUCAUAGAAGACAUCAGUGUCACGUUGGAAGGCAACUUGGUGACAACAGUCCUCGGUGACGGUGGCAUCGCCAGAAGCAAUACAUUGUUCAUGCAUCACGCAAUAUUCCUUCCCUUAUCCUCUCAUCCAACUGAAGGAGACGAAUAUCCAUUUUUUAUCUCGAUACCCUCGGAAAUUACGCUUCAAGGGGUAACGGCACUGACGCCACCUUCUUUCUAUCGUUUACACCUUGGUGUUACAGGAGAGAUCUCAUAUUCAUUGAAAGUUACAAUGACCAGGCAAGCUAGUCGCAUGUCGUUCAAACAUGAGCCUACCGAAACUCAAGCCAUCUCCAUCCUAUAUUUCCCUAAAACUCGCCCAUCCGACCCUCCACUCGCGGAUAUUCCGAAACCUCUUUCAGACCGUGAUCCACACUUUGAAUCCCCCAGCGUGAAUAUUUCGGAGCAUGUCGACACUUUCCCACUAUCUCCUCGAUGGUCAGCUGCAUCGACUCAUGCCAAACAUCCCUUGACAGAUCUCGAAGCUUCCAAACACUCCAUCUUCUUCUCAAUACCUGCGCCACAAUCAUUCGCUUCCGGAGAACCUAUACCCUUUUUCCUGAGUCUCGUAUUCCCCGAUAGCCCCGCCCAAGCCGCAUUGUAUACCAAAACUAUCACGGUCACACUCAUGAAGCAACUCACUGUCCGUUCUGCCAAAUCACCCUUACGGAAACUAUUCUCCCGGUCUAAAAGUCGGGUUUCGUCUCCGAAAUCUUCUAAAACCUCUACGCCUCUCCACUCACGGAGUGCUUCACCUAUUCCUUUCGAAGACGACAGCGACGACGUUAGCUCACAUUCCGACUCCAGUUCAUCGUCGACCGCAAAUCUUGAUGCAUAUGGUCCUCCCGUAGUUCGACGAUGGAAGUUGACCAGCGGUCAUCUAGAAACACGUAGCGAGUAUUCAGAGGGUGUAUAUUUGCUCCGAGGGUGGAUCUCUGCCGGCGAGUUGGGCAGAGGGUGCUCAUGGAGGGUCGGACAGAUAGCCCGGUUGCAGUACUUUCUUGUGGUCGAGAUUGCUUCACCCGCCUGGAUGGAAGAUCAUAUUCCUGCGUUCCAUUUGGAAAAGGAGAUAGAGAUUACGACAGAUUGUUGGGAGACAAUGAACCGGGAGUUGCAGUCAAUGGGUGGUGUACCCACCCCAGCGUUGGGCCUUGAACGUUGUCUAUUGGAAAGAGAGUCUGAUUAUUAUGAAGUCAUAUAGCGACAACGAUUUCAUUUCGUUAUUUUGAAAUCCUUUAAAAACGACUGUCGUCAGAUGAAAACAGCUUGUAUGCGCCAGUGCUAUAUUCUACUGACGAUGACCACAUUAAGGACGCCGUCGACUGAACUGUCUGCAUCCACUGCUUCUCUUGUACUCCAUGUCAAUUUGCACGAUGGAGGGUCCUACUAAUUGGGAGACAAAGAAAUAAAUGGGAAGGGUUUACAAGUCUCAUCAAAUUUCAGCUUCAACCAGGCUUCGAGCUGAAGCUUCAACUCUUCCUCACUCAGACAGACUCGUAUUCAUGUUCAACUUGUCAAGGGAUUCUUUAUAGUUUUCAACCGAUUCGAAAUUACACUUUUCCUAUAACCUGAAUUCCAAUUUCAAAGCUUCCUUUUCUCAUCUACGCGUCGCGCGAGGGUCAUGAUCUCUAC
Molecule: messenger RNA, 2104 nt
Organism: Lentinula edodes (shiitake mushroom)
Lineage: Eukaryota; Fungi; Basidiomycota; Agaricomycetes; Agaricales; Omphalotaceae
Exons: 5
Coding region: 330-1673 (447 amino acids)
Source: RefSeq, a predicted model, not a curated record